This is a messenger RNA of Triticum turgidum subsp. durum (durum wheat), 237 nucleotides long. The record is from the annotation of a GenBank genome assembly. Lineage: Eukaryota; Viridiplantae; Streptophyta; Magnoliopsida; Poales; Poaceae.
AUGAAGACCGUCAACAACGAUUGCAAUUUGCACCAGUUGAUAAUGUCGAGAGCAGAUGACAACGCGGUGAUGGAGGCGGUGGACUCGGAGGUGUCGGUGACGUGCACGGACAUGGGGCUGGUCCAGAAGGUGUUCCAGCUGGCCCUGCUGUGCACCAAGCAGCACCCCAUUGACCGGCCGAGGAUGCACGAGGAGGCCCGGGUGCUGCUCUGGCUCAUGCCGGCCCCUGCCGUCUAG